AUGGACCACGCCAUGUACCAUUCCCUUGGCAUGGGCCAGCAAGAUCCCAACGAUCCAAACAGCCAGUACAACCAGUCGAACCAGGGCACACCUAAUCAGUUCCAACCACCCGUUGCUCCCAACCCGUACCAGCAGCAGCAACAACAACAACAAUUUCCACCUCAGCAAGGCACUCCUCAGGGACAACCAUAUUAUGGGACACCUUCGUCAAUGCCGCCUGGCGGCCCCUCGCCCCAGCCGACCCAGGGAUAUUUCCAGGGCCAGCCCCAAGCAGACCCGAACGAUAUCACGGCGCAGAUGGCAGGCAUGUCGCUCGGGGCCGAGGGACACCAGGUUGGUGUGGGAAAGAGGAAGAAGAAGGACAGGCACGCAUACCACCAGGUCGAAUCCACCGGUUCGUCUCAGGCAUUCAACGGGAUACCUCCCGCGGGUACACCUGCUACGGCCUUCCUGAACGCCGACCCCUCAGGAACCACCGGGGGCCAAUUUCCGGCUCCCGCCAAUGCCCCAUACACACCAGGUAGCGUCGCCUCUCCAGCAGAGUUCGGUGCGAGGGACGGCAUUAGCGAGGCUGCUGUCUCGGCUGGAGGGCAGAACAAGGUCUCCCAGGACGAGCUCCCCAGUGUACCCGCCGCCCGAGACGCCGCGCAACAACACUACCUCAGCAACAUCUAUCCUACCUUCGAGAAGCACGUGCCGCCUCCUGCUUCCGUUUCCUUCGUGGCCUUUGAUCAGGGCAACUCCUCGCCGAAGUUUGCCCGACUGACCAUGAACAACAUCCCCGCCACCUCAGAGGCGCUGCAUACAACUGGACUGCCCCUCGGUCUCAUGCUUCAGCCGCUGGCCCGGGCUCAGGCUGGCGAGGCCGAGGUCCCCGUUCUAGACUUUGGCGACAUCGGUCCACCUAGGUGUAGGAGAUGUCGAGCAUACAUCAAUCCUUUCAUGAUGUUCCGUUCGGGUGGCAACAAGUUUGUUUGCAACCUCUGCACAUAUCCCAAUGAUACCCCGCCAGAAUAUUUCUGCGCAACUUCACCGCAAGGCAUUCGCGUCGACCGGGACCAGCGGCCGGAGCUGUGCCGCGGCACAGUCGAGUUUGUGUGCCCCAAGGAGUACUACAAUAGGGAGCCAGUGGGCCUGAGGUGGCUCUUUGUCAUCGAUGUAACCCAGGAGGCUUUCAACAAGGGUUACCUUGAGGCUUUCUGUGAUGGCAUUUUGGCCACUCUGUACGGUACGGACGAAUCAGAGGAGAAAGAUGAGAACGGCGAAACAAAACCGAGAAUACCCCCCAACUCGAGGGUUGGCUUUGUCACUUACGACAAGGAGGUGCACUUUUACAACUGCAGUGCCGCGUUGGAGCAAGCUCAAAUGAUGAUCAUGCCCGAUAUCGAGGAUCCAUUCGUACCCCUGAGCGAUGGGCUGUUUGUUGACCCCCAUGAGUCAAAGGCUGUCAUCUCGUCUCUGCUCACAAGAUUACCACAGAUGUUCUCAGCCAUCAAGAACCCGGAACCCGCCCUGCUGUCCACUCUCAACUCAGCCGUCUCGUCUCUCGAGAAGACCGGAGGCAAGAUCAUCUGCUCACUAUCAGCGUUGCCAACAUGGGGCCCUGGCCGUCUGUUCAUGAGGGACGAUGGCAAGCAUCCAGGUGGCGAGAUCGACAAGAAGCUCUUCACGACUGAGCACCCUGGCUGGAGGAAACUCGCCGAGAGAAUGGCUGCCGCCGGAGUCGGAGCCGAUUUCUUCCUUGCUGCACCCACUGGGGGCUAUCUUGACAUUGCCACGAUAGGUUACGUCUCUGCUAUCACCGGCGGUGAGACCUUUUACUAUCCGAACUUUGUGAACGGAAGAGACAAUGCCAAGCUGUCUCUCGAGGUAAAACAUGCAGUCACCCGGGAGACCGGUUACGAAGCCCUCAUGAAAGUGAGGUGCUCCAAUGGCUUGCAAGUUUCUGGAUACCACGGAAACUUCAUCCAGCACACUUUUGGUGCUGACCUCGAGAUUGGAAGCAUUGAUGCGGACAGGGCAAUUGGUGUCACUUUCAGCCACGACGGCAAGCUAGACUCAAAGCUGGAUGCUCACUUCCAGUCGGCGCUGCUGUACACCACCGCAAACGGCGAGCGCAGAGUGCGGUGCUGCAAUAUCGUGGCCAGUGUCAGUGACAAUGCCAAGGAGAGCAUCAAGUUUGUCGACCAAGACGCCGUCGUGUCGAUCAUCGCCAAGGAAGCAGCAACAAAACUGGCAAGCACGUCAGCCUCAUUGAAGGACAUCAGGCUCGUACUGCAGGAGAAGACCAUCGACGUGAUGGCCGGCUACAGGAAGCACUUUGUUUCGCAGUCGUACCCACCGGCGCAGCUCGUCAUGCCGGAUAAGCUCAAGGAGCUCUGCAUGUAUAUGCUCGGCAUGAUUAAGUGCAGGGCUUUCAAGGGCGGUAACGAGACCUCAGACCGACGCGUGCACGAGAUGCGAAUGAUCCGUGGGAUGGGCUGCCUCGAGAUGAGCUUGUACCUCUACCCGCGCAUGAUAGCCGUGCACAACUUCCAGGAGACUGAAGGCUUUGCGGACCCAUCAACAGGCCAACUCAAGCUGCCGCCCACGAUGCGCAACACCUUUAGCAAGGUCGAGCCCGGCGGUGUGUACCUGAUGGACAAUGGUCAGCAGUGCAUCCUGUGGUUCCACGCGCAGACGUCGCCGAAUCUCAUCCAGGAUCUCUUCGGCGAGGACAAGACGACACUACAAAGCCUCGAUGCAUACACGAGCGACCUGCCAGUGUUGGAGACGCUUCUGAGUGCACAAGUGCGGAAUAUCAUCGAGUUCUGGAAGACGCUUAGGGGCUCCAAGGGCUUCACUGUCCAGCUCGCAAGGCAGGGCAUCGAUGGCGCCGAGUACGAAUGGGCGCGCGGGCUAGUUGAAGACAGGAAUAAUGAGGCACAGUCGUAUGUGGACUGGCUCGUCAACAUCCACCGCAUGGUGCAGCUCGAGCUCGCGGGUCAGCGCAAGAAGGAGGUCGAGAUGGAGAACUCGGCCAUGGGCACCUUUGCCGGUCUGCGGCCCGCCUACUGGUAG
This is a messenger RNA of Diaporthe citri, 3060 nucleotides long. RefSeq lists its product as uncharacterized. Gene Ontology annotation, biological process: endoplasmic reticulum to Golgi vesicle-mediated transport; intracellular protein transport; COPII-coated vesicle cargo loading. The transcript is spliced from 5 exons. Lineage: Eukaryota; Fungi; Ascomycota; Sordariomycetes; Diaporthales; Diaporthaceae. The record is from RefSeq and is a predicted model, not a curated record. Bases 1 to 3060 code for a protein of 1019 amino acids. Gene Ontology annotation, molecular function: SNARE binding; zinc ion binding. Gene Ontology annotation, cellular component: endoplasmic reticulum exit site; COPII vesicle coat.